Knipowitschia caucasica is the source of this 486-nucleotide messenger RNA. The record is from the annotation of a GenBank genome assembly. NCBI's taxonomy places the organism in Eukaryota, Metazoa, Chordata, Actinopteri, Gobiiformes, Gobiidae.
AUGUCAUCAAAAAAAAGAAAACCGCCUAAGGACGAUGCUCUGGAGCACGCUGCCAAAGGGAUGGACAAAACAAAUAUAUUGGAGGUUAAAUACAUUAAUUGUAUUAAAGGAAGAGGAAUAUUUGCAAAGAAAAAAGUACAACAAGGAGACUUCGUGGUGGAGUACAAAGGGGAGCUGAUUGACUCGGCGGAGGAGGAAAGACGCCGUAGAGUAUAUUCGCCAAGAUGUUCAGUCUUCAUGUAUAAUUUUCAGUGGCAUGAGAAGACAUGGUGCAUUGAUGCAUCACGAGAAGACCAAAGCUUUGGAAGAUUGGUCAAUGAUAACGUCCGCCCUAACUGCAAAAUGAAGAAACUUAUUCAUGAUGGCAAACCUCAUCUGUUUCUUUUUGCAUUGAGAGACAUUGAUGCUGGGGAGGAAAUAUCAUAUGAUUACGGAGGAACAGGCUGGCCAUGGAGAAAAAAGGCAAGUGGAAAAGAGGCCUCAUGA